CGUUUGUUACUGUGAUGUCUUUCUGUAAGUACUGCGCAUGCGUGAAUGCCGACAGCGUUUUCCAGGCAGCGAACUGAGAGCUCACGCGUGAAAGUGCCAUGGAUCCUCAGAAAGACAUUCCUCCUCCUAAACAGCAGCCGAUGAUCUAUAUUUGUGGAGAGUGUCACACAGAAAACGAGAUCAAGGCCAGAGACCCCAUCAGAUGCAGAGAGUGCGGUUACAGGAUCAUGUACAAAAAGAGGACCAAAAGAUUGGUUGUAUUUGAUGCCCGAUGAGAUGGAUCUGCUGUUUUUCUGAAAUAAUUAGCUUUUUUUUUUAUCUUUGACUGUAAAUACAUGUAUACAUUUUGAAUAAGCAGUAAUGGAUCAAAUUGGAGUAAAAUACAAUUUACAAAAAUUCUGAGUGGGUGUUUUCUUUUUGUAUUUGCAGUUUAGAAUUAUAAAUUGACUUAUUAUUUGGUGUAAACCCUGCUCAAAUCAAGUAGUGAGUUGUUCUUGUAGUUUAGGAUGGAUGAAGGGAUUUUUUCCCCAUUAGAAAUGGAAAUAUUAUCAGCCAUCAUUAAGGUGCGGUCUUAUUACCGAAAUUUCACAAGCAAAAUAGGACUUGUGAAAACUUGUGAACCUGUUGUGAAAUCUGCCUGGGGAUAUGUUUCGCCCAAUCACAUGAAGUUCUUUUGAAAAACAAAUAUAUAUUAAACAAAGUCAAAA
Molecule: messenger RNA, 707 nt
Organism: Carassius carassius (crucian carp)
Lineage: Eukaryota; Metazoa; Chordata; Actinopteri; Cypriniformes; Cyprinidae
Product: DNA-directed RNA polymerases I, II, and III subunit RPABC4
Exons: 4
Coding region: 99-275 (58 amino acids)
Biological process (GO): DNA-templated transcription
Cellular component (GO): RNA polymerase II, core complex; RNA polymerase III complex; RNA polymerase I complex
Molecular function (GO): zinc ion binding; DNA binding; DNA-directed RNA polymerase activity
Source: RefSeq, a predicted model, not a curated record